This is a messenger RNA of Lathyrus oleraceus (garden pea), 1485 nucleotides long. RefSeq lists its product as uncharacterized. The annotation marks the transcript as partial. The transcript has 3 exons. The record is from RefSeq and is a predicted model, not a curated record. Lineage: Eukaryota; Viridiplantae; Streptophyta; Magnoliopsida; Fabales; Fabaceae.
AUGUCCAUGGAAUUUGGUGACAUUGUCACAAAAUUUGACAUUUUUGAUGCCAUGAAACACCCUAUGGAGGAGCACUCCAUUUUUCAUAUUGAGCUGAUUUCUGAAUUAGUUGAUGACGCUAGUUCUGAACUAUUUGCGCUUGAUUUUCCAUCUCUCUCUGGUUUUGAUGAUAUUUAUUCAUGUUUUGAUUGUACUGACACUAACGUUUGUGUUGUCUAUGCUGAGAUUGAUGUUGCCUUGCAGGCUGAUACAUUUCCUACAGGUGAAGUUGUUACCAAUAAACCUGUUUUUGCAGUUGAUGCUCUUGACAUCCCGGCUGCCCCAAGCAUUCCAUCCACCGAGCAACCCCCGUCCUUAGAGAUAAAAGAGCUCCCUAAGAACCUGAAAUAUGCUUACUUGGAGAGUAAUGAGAAACUCCCUGUUAUUAUCUCUUCUAACCUUGAUUUCGAUCAAGAACACAAACUUUUGCAGGUUUUGAAGAAGCAUAAGAAGGCAAUCGGGUGGACAUUAGCCGACCUUCCAGGUAUUAGUCGAUCGAUGUGCAUGCACAGGAUUCUACUUGAGGAUGGAUCCAAAACGGUAAGGCAGCCCCAAAGGAGGCUUAAUCCUUUGAUGCUUGAUGUUGUGAAGAAAGAGGUAACCAAACUCUUGCAAGCAGAAGAGCAAGCUCUUGAUGAAUGCCUAAGGGAACUUGAUAGUCUAGAAGAGUUGAAUCCGUGGGAAGUUGAGGAGGAAGUAUUGAAGAAGGAGAAGGAAGUUGUUAAGUUGUUGUAUGCAGGAAUGAUUUACCCGAUUUCGGAUAGCCCAUGGGUUAGUCCCGUACAUGUGGUUCCGAAGAAAGGUGGCAUCACCGUGAUUCGAAAUGAUAAGGAUGAGUUGAUCCCGACAAAAGUGGCAACGGGGUGGCGUAUGUGUAUUGGUUAUAGGCGGUUGAAUACCGCAACUCGAAAAGAUCACUUUCCACUCCCGUUCAUGGAUCAAAUGCUAGAAAGACUUUUUGGGCAACAAUACUAUUGUUUCUUAGAUGGCUAUUCCGGGUAUAACCAAAUUGCGGUUGACCCGGCCGAUCAUGAAAAGACGGCUUUCACAUGCCCUUUUGGAAUUUUCGCAUACCGAAAAAUGCCCUUUGGGUUGUGCAAUGCACCAGCGACUUUCCAAAGAUGUGUGCAAGCUAUUUUUGCCGACCUUAUCGAGAAAACAGUGGAAGUCUUUAUGGACGACUUCUCCGUAUUUGGUGGUUCCUUUAGUCUAUGCUUGGACAACUUGGAAACGGUUCUUGAAAGAUGUGUGAAGACCAAUCUUGUUCUUAAUUGGGAGAAGUGCCACUUCAUGGUGACCGAGGGGAUAGUGCUUGGUCAUAAAGUCUCUUCAAGAGGGAUUGAAGUUGAUCGUGCUAAAGUUGAAGUGAUUGAAAAGUUACCUCCUCCGGCGAAUAUGAAGGGAGUCCGAAGCUUUCUGGGGCACGCCGGUUUCUAUCGGCGCUUU